AGCGUCUGAGGCUCUGAGGCCCGGGCGCCGCGGCUCUUUUGUUUCUGCGCCGGGUCGAGCCCGGGCCCUCGUUGGAGCUGGAGUCGGAGUCGGAGUCGGAUCCGGAUUCGGAUUAGCAGUCCGGGGAGAGUGCCGCGGCGCAGACGCCACAGGGAGCGCGACCCUCGGACCCCGCCUGGCCCGCGGGGCUGGGACCCGGCCCCGGCCUGCCCGAUGGGGCGCGCGGCCCCGGAGAUGCGCCCGCGCCCCCGGCCCCGCGCCCCCGGCCCGCCCGCCGCGGCCCGCGCCUCCGCCUGAGCCCCUCGCGCCCCGGCCCGCCGCCCCCCGCCCCGCGCCACCAGCCCGCCCGCGCCAUGGAGCCCGGCCGCGGCGGCACCGAGACCGUGGGCAAGUUCGAGUUCUCCCGCAAGGACCUGAUCGGCCACGGCGCCUUCGCGGUGGUCUUCAAGGGCCGCCACCGCGAGAAGCACGAUCUGGAGGUCGCUGUCAAGUGCAUUAACAAGAAGAACCUCGCCAAGUCUCAGACGCUGCUGGGGAAGGAAAUCAAGAUCCUGAAGGAACUGAAACAUGAAAACAUCGUGGCCCUGUACGACUUCCAGGUAAGGUUCCUGGGCUGCUGUUUGCUGGGACGGGGCUGGGGGACUGGCCCCAGGUGCUGGGUACCCUGGUCAACACUGGUGUUGAGCCUGACCAGGCUGGGGUCUGCUGGGCCCCUGGAGACCCCACCCUGGUUCCAGGCCUGGGCUGGGCUGGCUGUUGCAGUGGCUUCUCCAGCUGUACGGGGUGGGGGAGGGGCCGCCGGAGAUUCCUGCUCGCUGGCAGUCAGGCCUGGCCUGGGUGUAGUGGGCUGCUGCUGGCUGGCCAAGGAGGUGACCUCAGGCCCAGCUGGCCCCAGGAUGCAGGCGGUGGGACCAGCUGGCUUUGGUGCUGCCCGUAUGCCCUGGAACCCAGGGCUGGCCCGGCUGGGACUGGCCCAGCCCCUGGCUGAGGGAAGGGCUGGCCGGCCAGCCGUGUUUUGGUGGCUUCCUCCCUCUGCGUGGCAGGGCUUUGCUGUGGCCUUGGGGACCGUCACAAGCCAUGGGCUGCCUGUUGCCCGAGAUCCCGUGACUGCCUUCACCACGGCCCUGCAGCUAAAGGCCUUGCUGGGCUACCCAGCUGUGACUCACUCAGGCCCUGCAGACAAAGCCCCUGCCUGGACCUGCCUCAACCCCCUGAAGCUGAACUCCCAGAUAGUCAAGACCCCCAGGCCCAGCAGGCGAGUCACAGAGGAGCCCCAGAGAGAGUCACUGCUGCCCGUGGGGAGCUGGAUGCCCACAGCCCUGAGGGCCUAUCAAGCUGUCAUUGUCCCAGGGCAGUUGGGGCGAAUGUCUGUGUACUGCAACGGCGGGGACCUGGCCGACUACCUGCACACCAUGCGCACGCUGAGCGAGGACACCAUCAGGCUCUUCCUGCAGCAGAUCGCGGGCGCCAUGCGGCUCCUGCACAGCAAGGGCAUCAUCCACCGCGACCUGAAGCCGCAGAACAUCCUGCUGUCCAACCCCGCCGGCCGCCGCGCCAACCCCAACAGCAUCCGCGUCAAGAUCGCUGACUUCGGCUUCGCGCGGUACCUCCAGAGCAACAUGAUGGCGGCCACGCUCUGCGGCUCCCCCAUGUACAUGGCUCCUGAGGUCAUCAUGUCGCAGCACUACGACGGGAAGGCGGACCUGUGGAGCAUCGGCACCAUCGUCUACCAGUGCCUGACCGGGAAGGCACCCUUCCAGGCCAGCAGCCCGCAGGACCUGCGCCUGUUCUAUGAGAAGAAUAAGACGCUGGUGCCCACCAUCCCACGGGAGACCUCAGCCCCGCUGCGCCAGCUGCUCCUGGCCCUGCUCCAGCGCAACCACAAGGACCGCAUGGACUUCGAUGAGUUUUUCCAUCACCCUUUCCUCGACGCCAGCCCCUCAGUCAGGAAGUCCCCGCCUGUGCCUGUGCCCUCGUACCCAAGCUCUGGGUCUGGUAGCAGCUCCAGCAGCAGCUCCACCUCCCACCUGGCCUCCCCGCCGUCCCUGGGCGAGAUGCAGCAGCUACAGAAGACCCUGACCUCCCCAGCUGACGCCACCGGCUUCCUGCACAGCUCCCGGGACUCUGGCGGCAGCAAGGACUCCUCUUGUGACACAGACGACUUCGUCAUGGUCCCCGCGCAGUUUCCAGGUGACCUGGUUGCUGAGGUACCCAGUGCCAAGCCCCCUCCAGACAGCCUGAUGUGCAGUGGGAGCUCGCUGGUGGCCUCUGUGGGCCUGGAGAGCCAUGGCCGGACCCCAUCUCCAUCCCCACCCUGCAGCAGCUCCCCUAGUCCCUCAGGCCGGGCUGGCCCGUUCUCCAGCAGCAGGUGUGGCGCCUCGGUCCCCAUCCCGGUCCCCACGCAGGUGCAGAACUACCAGCGCAUCGAGCGAAACCUGCAGUCACCCACCCUGUUUCAAACGCCUCGGUCCUCUGCCAUCCGCAGGUCAGGUAGCACCAGCCCCCUGGGCUUUGCACGGGCUAGCCCUUCACCCCCUGCCCACGCUGAGCAUGGAGGCGUCCUGGCCAGGAAGAUGUCCCUGGGUGGAGGCCGGCCCUUCACGCCAUCCCCUCAAGUUGGAACCAUCCCUGAGCGGCCAGGCUGGAGCGGGACGCCCUCCCCACAGGGAGCAGAGAUGUGUGGUGGCAGGUCCCCUCGUCCAGGUUCGUCUGCGCCCGAGCACUCCACCCGCACUUCCGGGCUGGGCUGCCGCCUGCACAGCGCCCCCAACCUGUCCGACCUGCACGUUGUCCGCCCCAAGCUGCCCAAACCCCCCACGGACCCCCUGGGAGCCGUGUUCAGCCCUCCACAGGCCAGCCCUCCCCAGCCGUCCCACGGGCCACAGUCCUGCCGGAACCUGCGGGGCUCACCCAAGCUGCCUGACUUCCUGCAGCGAAACCCCCUGCCCCCCAUCCUGGGCUCCCCCACCAAGGCUGUGCCCUCCUUCGACUUCCCAAAGACUCCCAGCUCCCAGAACCUGCUGGCCCUCCUAGCCCGGCAGGGCGUGGUAAUGACACCCCCUCGAAACCGGACGCUGCCCGACCUCUCUGAGGUGGGACCCUUCCAUGGUCAGCCGCUGGGCCCUGGCCUGCGGCCAGGCGAGGACCCCAAGGGUCCCUUUGGCCGGUCUUUCAGCACGAGCCGUCUCACCGACCUGCUCCUGAAGGCGGCGUUUGGGACACAAGCGCCAGACCCUGGCAGCACAGAGAGCCUGCAGGAGAAGCCCAUGGAGAUUGCACCCUCAGCUGGCUUUGGAGGGAGCCUGCAUCCAGGAGCCCGUGCUGGGGGUGCCAGCAGCCCCGCCCCCGUAGUGUUCACCGUGGGCUCUCCCCCGAGUGGGAGCACGCCACCCCAGGCACCCCGCACCAGAAUGUUCUCAGUGGGCUCCGCUGGCUCCUCUGCCCGCCACCUGGGGCCUGGAGCCUGCAGUGAGGCCCCAGCCCCCGAGCUCUCUGCUCCAGGACGUGGCUGCAGCUUUGCCGACCCCAUUGCUGCCAACCUGGAGGGGGGUGUGACCUUCGAGGCCCCCGACCUACCCGAGGAGACCCUCAUGGAGCAAGAGCACACGGAGAUCCUGCACGGCCUGCGCUUCACACUGCUCUUCGUGCAGCACGUUUUGGAGAUUGCAGCCCUGAAGGGCAGUGCCAGCGAGGCAGCCGGGGGUCCUGCGUACCAGCUGCAGGAGAGCGUGGUGGCCGACCAGAUAAGCCUGCUGAGCCGAGAAUGGGGAUUUGCAGAGCAGCUGGUGCUGUACCUGAAGGUGGCCGAGCUGCUGUCCUCUGGUCUGCAGACGGCCAUCGACCAGAUCCGGGCCGGGAAGCUCUGCCUGUCGUCCACUGUGAAGCAGGUGGUGCGCAGGCUGAAUGAGCUGUACAAGGCCAGCGUGGUGUCCUGCCAGGGCCUGAGCCUGCGGCUGCAGCGCUUCUUCCUAGACAAGCAGCGGCUCCUGGACCGCAUCCACAGCAUCACUGCGGAGAGGCUCAUCUUCAGCCACGCCGUGCAGAUGGUACAGUCGGCCGCCCUGGACGAGAUGUUCCAGCACCGCGAGGGCUGCGUGCCGCGCUACCACAAGGCCCUGCUGCUCCUGGAGGGGCUGCAGCACAUGCUCUCGGACCAGGCCGACAUCGAGAACGUCGCCAAGUGCAAGCUGUGCAUUGAGCGGAGACUCUCAGCGCUGCUGACUGGCAUCUGUGCCUGACCUUUCUGGCCUGGCUGGGCUCCGGGUUCUGCCGAGACCUGCAGGGUGGGCUCCGUGUGCUGGUGGGACUCCUCAAGACAAACCCAUGGUAGCGAUCGCUGGUGCUGAGCCCUGCCCGGGGCCCCACGGACCGUCAGCCUGCCAGACUUCCUGCAGGUCACGUGGCGAAACCAGCAGAUCAGGAGCCACACAGCUUGCGGGGCUCUCCCAUCUUUUGCAGGUGGGGAUCACAGAACUUCUGCUCCUCCAGCUGCCUGGCACAGCAGGCAUGGUUGCCACCACCCUCUAGCCCCAGGGCAGCGCCAGAGGACAGGCAAAGGGCCUGAGACCGCUGCCGACUCAAAGCCAAAGCGAGCUCCUGCUCAGGCCAGGUCAGCAGUCGCUGUGCCCAGGAAGAGCCUGCGGCCUCGGCAUCCCCAUCUCCAGGAGCCUCUCCCUCCGAGACGCCCACCCAGCUUUGUCAGCCACUGAGCACUUUAUGCAGAUGAGAGACAGAGCCUGGACCUCACCAGGGACUGCUGGGCAGCGAUUCCUGGCAGUGGCCUGGUGUUUGUACAUAACACAUACGUGGACACAUAUGCCAGGGCCUCCAAGCCUGAGCACUGGCCACGGAGCUGCCCUGGCCUGGACCUCGGGAGGGGAACGGGCUCCGGGCGAGGAGCCAUGCGCUGGAGGGAGAGGCGCUGCUUUUUUCAGGUGCUUCCCCGGGGACCGGCAGCAGAGGCACCGCGCUCUAAGCCCUGGAACGUCUUGUCGUUUCUCACACUUUAUUCCUAAAAUGUGUCUUAUUUUUAUGCAGCUCAUUUUUUCUUUAAUGGAGAAAACUUGUAGGUGUUUAAGAAUUGGUUUUGGGAGGGUGAGGACCGGGUCAGGUUAGAGGCAGAGGUGCAGGGGUGUGCGUGGAGGGUGGGUGAGGCUGCUCUGUGCAUACCUGUGUCGGUGGCUGUCCCCUGCCCUCUCCCUGUGGCAGCAGCAGGACAGGUGUGUGCCCAGCACCCUCCCCAUCUGGGCCUGGGGGCAGAUGAGGGGAAUACUUCAGAAAAAGUAAAAUAUGCAAAAGCUCCCUUCCAGCUUUGACAGUUUUGAUGUCAGCUCCUUGGCAGGGUAGGCCUGAUGACAGCCCUGUCCCUGCUUGCCUCGGCCUUGCCCAGGGCCACCGAUGGUGUCCGCAGAGAGGCCGGCCUUUCGGGUUCCAGGCGGGCAUGCGCUGCAGACCUCGCCUGGGCUCCCCUGGUCUGCCCAGCCCUCGGUCAGCCUUGCCUGAAUCUACUUGAAUGAAUCCCCGGUGUGUGGGAGGCAGCGGUGGGGCCAUGGACCCAUGCGGGGGUUCCAGGGUCACACGCCACGUAAUAGACAAAAAUACACACACGUGUGUUUUUCUUUGCAAUACUUGAAAUAUUGCCACUGUGCUUGGACUUCGAAGAAGAAAACCCCCGUGACUUCUUCCUCAUCACCCUGAUGGCUUUAUUCUCACAUUGUGGGGCAUGUUCGUAUUUAUUGCUUCAUGGCCGACUGGAAUCCCGAGUCCUGGGAAGCUGGCACUGCGGGGAUCCUGCCCGGGGCCCUGGUCCUCUGGCUUCCAUCGCGGCCGCGUGUGCGUGUGUCCGAGCAGGUUCUGGGUGCCUCAACUCAAGAACGCUGCCACUGGUUGUCCUCCACCUGGUCAUGCUGGACCAUUUGUCAAUUUUAAAGGAAAUUUUGUGUGAUUUCCUGCUCUUUGCGUUAUAUUGUGUAAUAUCAAUUUAAGGAAAUAAACCUUUGAAAUUGU
This is a messenger RNA of Cebus imitator (Panamanian white-faced capuchin), 6006 nucleotides long. It is a transcript of the gene ULK1, whose product is annotated as unc-51 like autophagy activating kinase 1. Gene Ontology annotation, cellular component: cytoplasm; autophagosome. Gene Ontology annotation, molecular function: protein serine/threonine kinase activity; ATP binding. Gene Ontology annotation, biological process: peptidyl-serine phosphorylation; autophagy; axon extension. The transcript is spliced from 34 exons. Bases 354 to 4238 code for a protein of 1294 amino acids. NCBI's taxonomy places the organism in Eukaryota, Metazoa, Chordata, Mammalia, Primates, Cebidae. The record is from RefSeq and is a predicted model, not a curated record.